AUGGCGAGUCCUUUUGUCAUCAUUUGGAAAAAGAUAAGAAACAAAAUUGAUAAAUCCAUAUGCUGUUGGAAACUAUCUUCAGGGCCGAAGAAUAUAACCAUGGAUAUGAUCCUUCGAAGUUCGAGUAGAUUCAAGAAGGCCAAGCUCACAGCAUCCCAAUCACAAAUGGAAGAUACUGAAAGCCAGCCAGUCGAUGUUGUUCCAGACAGUCAAGGAAUCAUCCUCUGA
Molecule: messenger RNA, 228 nt
Organism: Ilex paraguariensis (yerba mate)
Lineage: Eukaryota; Viridiplantae; Streptophyta; Magnoliopsida; Aquifoliales; Aquifoliaceae
Source: the annotation of a GenBank genome assembly